Molecule: messenger RNA, 1350 nt
Organism: Phymastichus coffea
Lineage: Eukaryota; Metazoa; Arthropoda; Insecta; Hymenoptera; Eulophidae
Exons: 4
Coding region: 1-1350 (449 amino acids)
Source: RefSeq, a predicted model, not a curated record
AUGAGGUACGAUCAUGGCAUAAAGUUAUCAGAUAUAGGGAGUAUGCCAAAUUUCAUUCGUUUCAUGACAGAAAACGUGAAAGUAGACCUGACGUCGAAAAGUGCAGAUCUCGUUCAAGUACAUGAGGCAAACACUCUAGAACCAGAAGACGAUGUUGCUAUUGUUGUGAAUCAUUCGAAUUUGCAUAAAUCAAUCUUUAUAAACGUUAAUCAUUACAACAAAUUUUUCUUACAUGGGUACGGUUAUGCGACAACUAACAGCAAAUCUUCGGAGCCAUUGUGGGAAAACGUGACCUACGUUCAAGCGUACUUGCCUGAGAUACACGCUUAUAUUUGUCGUCGCCCGAAAAGAUGGGGUAGCGUAACAGGCUACGUGGUUGCUGGAGGCUAUAGUUAUCUUCCAAUGGUGCUGAAACAACAAAACAAGUCCGUAAAACGACUUAUGUCGGAUGCAGAAGGAUUAAUUUCAGAUUAUAAGUGUGGUAUAGAGGUCCUGACAUCGUCAGCUUCGUUAAGGAUCGAACAAGUUAAAACUUUCAUCGGAUCCACGUGUCUCGUUGACGCACAAAAUUCUUUGGAACAAAGUUCCUUUUUGACUUGCGGUACAAAAAAGUUUUUAGACCACGGUGCAUAUUUAGCCAGCAACUGGACUCGUUACAUGCUUCAGCGAACGAAAAAGGACUUUGAUUUCCUUGAGAAAAUCUUCAUAAUGGUUAAAACUACAGCUGGUAAUUCAGUCACAAGAUCUUUAAUAGAAGAAUGCUAUGACUGUGAACAGCGUUUACGUUUUUUUUUUAUGGGUGACUGGAAGAAUGUUCCUACUGCACGGUUAACUUGGCUAUUGGAAAAUCCACGAGAAGGUUGGCGAGGAAAAAAUGUUCGAGAAGGUGCAUACAUAUUUAGAAAUUGGCAGAAUAAUAAAAUACCUACGUUAAAAGAGCGACAACGUUUACGGCAACCCGUCAUCGGAUUGAAAUUGGAAUAUUACAGAUGGCCGUUCUUGAGAGAAGCCAUUGCUGAAAUGUCACAAUACUACCCAGAAGAAGAAUCAAAUUUACAUACGCCUAUGAGCAACAAUUUGGACUUGAAAAUUCAUUAUUUGAUAACAAGGCUAAUUGGUUUUUCUCGACUUUUACAUGGCUUUCCAUAUUAUAGUUUCAAGUUUAUCGAACAUGCUUUUUCAAAAAAAGUUAUAAAUGCCAAAAUAUUACAACAAGGUUGCGAGAUCAAAGCGUACAUUAGCGGGGUCGUUCCUGUAUCAACUCUUGUUAGGAAAAUAUUGAAUCCCACCACACUUAUAGGUAAGUUGAUCAGAAGUACAGUACAUAUAUCAGAGCCAAUCAGACAAUAG